This is a messenger RNA of Alligator mississippiensis (American alligator), 6377 nucleotides long. RefSeq names its product galactokinase 2 (gene GALK2). Gene Ontology annotation, cellular component: cytoplasm; cytosol. The transcript has 10 exons. Bases 4734 to 6047 code for a protein of 437 amino acids. Lineage: Eukaryota; Metazoa; Chordata; Crocodylia; Alligatoridae. Gene Ontology annotation, molecular function: galactokinase activity; ATP binding. Gene Ontology annotation, biological process: galactose metabolic process; carbohydrate phosphorylation. The record is from RefSeq and is a predicted model, not a curated record.
GUCACGUUGAUGACUCAUGUUCAUCUUGGAGUCAACUAUGACUCCAAGAUCCCUUUCCACUGCUGUGCUGCUGAGAAGGUCAUCCCCCAGCCUGUAAGUGUGCUGGUGGUUCUGUUUGCCCAGGUGCAGCACUUUGCACUUGGCUUUGUUGAAUUGCAUCCUGUUUUGUUCUGCCCAUUGUUCCAACUUGUCCAGAUCCACCUGGAUCUGUUCCCUACCCUCUGGUGUGCUAACUUUGCCCCAUAAUUUGGUAUCAUCUGUGAACUUGGAUGGGGUGCUCUCCACACCCUCGUCCAAGUCACUGAUGAAGACAUUGAAUAGCACUGAUCCAAAAAUGGAGACUUGCAGGACUCCACUGCGCACAUCUUUCCAGGUUGAUAACAACCUGUCCACCACCACUCUGGGUGCGACCCCUAAGCCAAUUUGCCCCCCACCUGACCAUGUAAUCAUCUACAUCACAGCCUGUCAGUUUAUUUAUGAGAACGGAAUGUGAUACCGUAUCAAAGGCCUUUUUAAAGUUUAGGUAGGUAACAUGUACCUCGAUUCCUGCGUCUAAGCAUUUUGUGACCUGGUCAUAAAAAGAAACAAGGUUAGUCAGGCAGGAUCUACCUGCAAUGAAUCUGUGCCGAUUUCCUUUCAGCAUUAUUUUCCCUGCUGGGCUCCCACAAAUGUUAUCCUUAAUGAUUUUUUUCAGAGUUUUCCCAAGGAUAGAGGUGAGCCUAACCGGCCUAUAGUUUCCUGGUUCCUCCCUCCUCCCCUUCUUGAAAAUAGGGACCACAUUGGUCCUUUUCCAGUCCUCUGAGACCUGACUGGAGCACCCUGAGUGUUCGAACAGCCAUGCCAGUGGCUGUGCUAUGACACUGGUCAAUUCCUUCAGCACCCCUCGAUGAAGUUCAUCCGGGUCCGCUGACUUGAAUACAUCCAGCCUGUCUAAGUGCCCUUUCACUAAGUCUGUGCUAACAGUUGGUGGGCUGGUGUCCCUCCUGUGUCUAUCUAUGAUCCAAUUGGGAGAUUUGUCUUGGUCUGUGUCUAGGAAUACAGAUGCAAAGAACUCAUUGAAGAGCUCAACUUUGUCCCCCCUCUCUGUCACCAAUUGCCCUAGUUUGUCCUGUAGGGGUCCUAUGCUAUCCUGUGCCUUCCUUUUGCUCCCUAUAUACCUGAAGAAGGACUUUUUGUUGUCCUUAAUUUUUGUCGUCAUCCUAAACUCUAAUCCUGCUUUGGCCUUCCUAAAUGAUUCCCUGCAAGUGUGAGCCAGGGAGGUAUACUCUUCCUUGGUAGUUCCCCCCUGUUUUCACAGCCUGUAUACCUCCCUCUUUGCCCUUAGGCUUUCCUGGACUUCCUUGUUCAGCCAAGAGAGCGUCUUGGCCCCUUUGGCUCCUUUUAUGUGCAAUGAGAUUGUCUCCUGUGCCUGUAGGAUCGCUCCCUUGAGGAACAACCACCCUUCCUGGAUCCCCAUUUUGCCAAUGCUCUCGAGCUUUAACGCCUCACUAACUAAUCUCCUGAGCACACUGAAGUUAGCUUUUUUUGAAGUCUAGCACUUCAGCCCUGCUGGUUAGUUUACCCAACCUUUGCCGGAUAGUGAAUUCAAUCAAUCAAUGGUCACUAUUCCCUAGGUUACCUUGUACCUGCAGAUUCCCCACCAGGUCAUCUCCUGUAGCUAACACCAAGUCCCUAGUGGGAUUGUAUACCUCCUGCAUUAGGUGGAGGUCCUGUAUGCAGGUUAAGAACCUACGUGAGUGGUUAGAUUUGGCAGACUGCUCCUCCCAGCAGAUGUCAGGGUGGUUUAGGUCACCCAUGACUUCCAUAUCUCUCGACCGUAGGGCUCUGAGAGCUGUCUGGAGAAUUCCAGGUCUAGCUCAUUCUCCUGGUGUGGCGGUCUAUAGUAGACCCCCACUACCAAGUCCCUUUCCCCCUGACUCCCUGUAUCCUGACCCAUAGUACCUCGGUUUGGCCCUCCUCUGAUCCCAUCUUGAUUAUAGAGGGUGUAUAUUGUUCCUUAACAUAGACAGCAACAACCCUCCCCUUUACCCCCCACUUUAUUCCAUCUGUACAACCUGUAACCCUCAAUGCCUACUGCCCAAUUGUGAGUAGGGUCUCACCAGGUUUCAGUUAGUCCAACCAGGUUGAAGUUGUUGCUUGCAAGCAGGAGUGCAAGUUCCUUCUGCUUGUUCCUCAUGCUUCCAGCAUUAGUGUAGAGUCAUUUAAGCCCCGUGAUGGGUGUGGUACCCCCCUGUCCUGAUGUUUAUUGAGCCCCUUAGUGCUUACUUUAGUGCUUACCUGGACUGAUCCAGUGCAUUGCUCAUGGCUUGCUGAUCCUAGGUUCUCCUCAUCCUCUGCUUCCCUGUCCCCUGAUGCACCUAGUUUAAAGCCCUUCUGAGGAGAUCAGCCAACCUGUAAGAGAACAGACUCUUACCUUUAGAACAGAGAUGAAGACCAUUUUGUCCCAGGAUAACUCUCGUAUGGAAGUGCGGAUAGUGGUUGUAGAAGCUAAAACCCACAUGAUGGCACCAACUCUGGAGCCACAGGUUGACUUCCCUGAUGCAGGCGUCCUGAUGCUGAUGGCGACUGCUAACCGGAAGCAUGGAUGAGAAGACCACCUGUGCCCCCGACUUCCUAAGCCUGGCCCCCAGAGCUCUGUGGUCACUCAUGAUGCGGUCUGGACUACUCCUAGCCGCAUCAUUCGUGCCCAAUGGACGAGGACCAUGGGGUAGUAAUUGGAGAGCUGGAUGAGGUCGGGAAUCCUCGCCAUGUCCCAGAUCCUGGCUCUGGGGAGGCAGCAUUCAUCCCAUGCCAUGGGAUCUGGUUGACAGAUAGGCCCCUCCGUGCCUCUCAGGAGGGAGUCGCCGCCCACCAUGGGCAUCUACUCAAAGAACCUUGACUGCAUUUCACUUGAUUCUCAUUCACAGGUCCAGAUCAACAUUUUUAAACUUGGAUGUGUAAAGAAAAUGGGAGUUGAGUUUGCCCAGUGUCUCUGACAAUCAGAGCUGAAUCAGUGCCUACAUUUAAGCACUCAUCUUUCAGAAUGUUGGCCGUAGUCUAUAAGUAGAUGAUCAUCAGUCUUGCUCACAAAUAAGACUUUAAAAAGAAUCCAAUGCUUCUACAAAUAUGGCUAAAAGAUGGCUUUAUUUGUUCUCAGACUUUAAAUAUCAGCAACUAUGUACAAAUGGCUUUUACAUCAAAGCAUUCUGGAUAUUGACACAUAAGGCAUGCAAGCAUCUUAACAGGACUGCAAGGACAGUGGGAUAUUUUUAGGAGGUAUUGUCACGUUUGUGAUGCAAAAUGGGCUCCACACUGAGAUGGCAAAAUUUGUGAAUGAUGGUACAUAAAAGAUAGAGAAGUAUAUGUAAAAACUGAGAGAGAUAGUAAACCUUAGUGACCAUGAAGCAAGACUGCAUAUUAAAUUUGGUGUUGACAAAUACAAAAAUACAUAUUGGAAGAAAUAACUUAAACUGAAUGCCCAUUGCUGUGUUCUAAAUUAACUACUCAGGACAAAUAUUUGGGCUCACUGAAAGCCUAUGUUAAAAAUGCAAGGGGGGGUAUGUAAAAAACAAACUAACCCUUAGGAUAUGUGAGAAAUGGUAGAGAAAAUAGAAUGGAAAAUAUAAUUCCUUAAAAAUGCAUCUUCACUUGCAAUACUGUGUUAAAUUAUGAGAAUAAUAUAAAAUAUAAUGAACAGGUGUUCACAAAUGGAUGACCUAUGAAGGGCUUCCAUUUUUAGAAAGUGAUAGAUUGCUCAGAGGGGAGAAGAAGAAGAGACAUUACAGAAACAUAAAAAAGAAUUAAUUAUAAAAAGUAAAUUAGUAUUUCUGUUUAUCUUUCUCUUAGUAUAUGAACAGCAGCAUUUAAAGACAUUAUGUAAAUAAUUGAAGGAAAAUCCUUUUUACCUGCAUAUAACUUGUGGAACUCAUAAGUAGUUUAUGAUCAGAGAAUUGUUGAUUUACAAAUAUCUUCAAAAAUAUAUAUCAGGACAGUGGUACAAAACUUACAAACUACCUAAUAUACUUGUUUUUAUUAAAAAGUUAAUGGUUUGGUGUGUAACUAACUGAAAGUUUUUCAGAAGUGACUAUUAUAUCAGGGAAUUAUAGCCCCUAGUGCUGCACCAAAAUAAUGGCUUCACCUCUUUUUACUUGCCAGUGACUCACUUAUUGUCUGUGGUGUGAUGCUCUUGGGUUGGGCCUCACUUGUUUGCAAACAGGGGAAGGAAGCUAGAAUUUCUCACAAUCUUAUGAGUUCAUCUCCUGUUAUGAGCCCAAUCUUGUCUCGAGCCAAGCCCUUCAGGUAGCCUGGGGCCACAGGUAUCAUGAGACCCCAUAGAGCCCCUAAAGGUACCUGACCUCCAGUGACUGAAUGAUGGUCAGGGUUCUGCAGGAAGAGCCAUCAUCGAGCUGGUCUUCAAGCGUGGGUCCUUGGCUCUGCUGGGGGUGGGAUGUGAUGUGGGCCAAUGCCUGUGCCAGUGGUCCCCCCUUUCUGAGGCCGGUGGGGCCUUAUGCAGGAAGUUCCAGGUUGGGCCUGGAGUCCCAGGCCUCCGUGGAGCCCGGGUCCCUGUGGAGCCCAGCUUCUGGCUCUCAUUCUGGCCUGGGAAAUAGGUCUGUGGAGAGCACACUGCCUGCUAGCUGUCUGUCCCAUCAAGGAAGAGCGUGCUAUUAGCCCACGGAUUCGCCGCUUUUCUUGGGGCCGAGCGGGAGUAUGCUGCCUGUGGAGCACGCCGGCAGUCGUUGCGCUGACUGCUGAAGAUGAAGGAGAUGUUUAUUUCCAAAUUUGGAUCAGCUCCCAAGUUUUAUGUUCGUGCACCAGGACGAGUCAACUUAAUAGGAGAGCAUAUAGAUUACUGCGGGUAUGCAGUGUUACCUAUGGCUGUAGAACAAGAUAUACUUAUAAUGGUGGAACCUGUAAAAACUCAAGUUAUCCAACUGGCGAAUACAAACCCUUUGUACUUGGAUUUCAGUACUAGCGUUAAUAACAUUCAGAUUAACCAAACAAAACCUCUGUGGCACAACUACUUCUUAUGUGGAUUGAAAGGAAUUCAGGAACAUUUUGGUCUUAAUAACCCAACUGGAAUGAAUUGUCUGUUAGAUGGAACCAUCCCACCAAGUUCUGGUCUAUCUAGCUCCAGUGCCUUGGUGUGCUGUGCAGGACUCGUGACACUUACAGCUAAUGGAAAGAACCUUUCAAAGGUGGAACUUGCAGAAAUUUGCACCAAGAGUGAACGUUACAUUGGCACAGAAGGAGGAGGAAUGGAUCAGUCGAUAUCAUUUCUUGCAGAAGAAGGAACUGCCAAGCUGAUAGAAUUCAGUCCACUGAGGGCAACUGAUGUGAAGCUUCCAAGUGGAGCAGCCUUUGUUAUUGCUAACAGUUGUGUUGAAAUGAAUAAAGCAGCAACUUCUCAUUACAAUAUUAGGGUAAUGGAGUGUCGUCUGGCCACAAAGCUUCUCUCCAAGUCAAAAGGCCUGGCCUGGAAAAAAAUGCUGAAACUCCAAGAUGUGCAGGUUGAGCUAGGGUUUAGCCUGGAGGAAAUGCUGACCAUUGUCGAGGAGGUAUUUCAUCCUGAGCCUUACAGCAUACAGGAAAUUUGUAAAUGCCUGGGAAUUAGCUUGGAAGAACUACGCACUCAGAUCCUCAGUCAAAACACGCAAGAUGUCACCACCUUUAAAUUGUACCAGCGUGCUAAGCAUGUGUACAGCGAAGCUGCCAGAGUGCUGGAGUUUAAGAAGAUAUGUAGUGAGGCACCUGCCAAUGCAGUCCAGCUGCUGGGAGAAUUAAUGAACCAGAGUCAUAUCAGCUGCAGGGACAUGUAUGAAUGCAGCUGUCCUGAACUGGAUCAGCUGGUGGACAUCUGCCUGCAGUUUGGGGCCAUAGGGUCACGCCUGACUGGAGCAGGAUGGGGCGGCUGCACUGUGUCAAUGGUGCCUACUGACAAGCUGACUUCUUUCCUAAAAAAUGUGGAACAAGCUUAUUACAAAACUGAUGACCAAAGGUUAGCGCUGGAGAAUAAUAGCCUGUUUGCUACCAAGCCUGGAGGUGGAGCUUUGGUUUUACUCGAGGCCUAAAGAACAUAAAAAUUUGAAAGAAACUAUGUAGGGCAUUUGGGAACUGGCAGGACUUCCCAUGCCACAGUAAAUUAAUCCCUUUUCUGUUUUAGAUUAAAAUGAGCAGUUGCUAUUAUCAAGAUACAUUUCUAAAGAAACAAUUAAAAGAGCUGUCUUAGGCUUUACAAUGUAUUUUUCCAACCUAAAAAUCUCUCCCCAGCUAAUAGUAUCCUAAAUGCUUAUUUCUCUGUGGAUUGUAUCAUGUAUACAUUGAUUUGGUGAAACAUACCGAUUUGAAAAAUUGAAAUGAACAAGGCAGACAAUUAAAAUAAAGAUGCAUACUUUUCUUAA